This is a messenger RNA of Plasmodium gonderi, 4503 nucleotides long. RefSeq lists its product as hypothetical. Bases 1 to 4503 code for a protein of 1500 amino acids. NCBI's taxonomy places the organism in Eukaryota, Apicomplexa, Aconoidasida, Haemosporida, Plasmodiidae. The transcript has 2 exons. The record is from RefSeq and is a predicted model, not a curated record.
AUGGUAAUGAACAAGGAAAAAAUAUGCAAUGAGGGAAACUUAAAAUUUUUAAAAGUAUACUCUAAUACUCUUUUUAAAUAUACAGAAGAAGAAAAAGAUAAAAAGUCUUCCGAAUUACUGCUAUUAUCAGAAAAGAUAGAAGAUGGGAAAAGAUUAAUAAAAAUAAAUAUAGACAUCAUUUUAAUUAUUUUAUUUUUCAUCGUUCUUUAUGCAUCAAACGAUUUGGUAAAAAUAAAAAAUUUGGAGAAUUAUAUAUAUAACAAUGUAAGUGAGUCAAAAACAUAUUCUGAACAUUUUUAUAAAUCUAUAAGUGAACAUAUAAAGAAAAUUAACAAUGAUUUUUCAUAUAAACCAAGAAAAAAAGACUAUAUAUUAUUUAAAAAUUUACAUACCAAAUUUGAUCUCUCCUCGUGGCUAAAAAAUGCAUUCACUGAGAAAAUAUCCCAAGAGAAUUUCUUAAAUAGUAACAUUAUAAUUGGAAAAUGUUGGAGAGUAACUAUGAGAUUAUACAAAAAGGAUAAUUCUAUGUUAGAAAAUAUUUAUAAUUAUAGGAAAAUAUUUGAAAUAUAUCCUGACAGUUCGUUUUUAGAAAAUUUUGAAGAUACUAGAAAUAUUAAUUCUUCUUUUUUUAACAAAAAGUGGAAUUAUUCAUAUUCUCGUGAAAAAUCCUAUAAAAAAAUUGGAGGAUUAUAUCAAAUAAUAUGUGAAAAGGACUUUAAUAAAAUACAAGAAGGUCUUUCUCAGGGUUCUUCAUAUGUUACUGAUUAUCCUUAUUUUAUCCCAGCUCUUAUAUUAACAAAUUAUAAUAUAGCAUCUGUUGCGAUAGAUUUUUUAUUAUUUAACCCACUCCUUAAUGUACUUUCAUAUAACGUUUUAAAAUUUUCCUUUUUACCAAAUACCAAAACGUACAAGGAGGUUGUAACACAAUCCGCUUCAUAUAACCGAUUUGAUAUUUAUUUCCUCAUUGCCCUGUCUGUAUUUAUCAUAACAUUUAUCAUAUAUAUUACUAUCUAUGUUCGGAAAAUUGCCUUGGUUGGAUUCAAACUCUACGUAAAAUCAUACAGCACCCCCUUUCUCCUUACUGUCAGCUUCGGAUCGAACCUGGUAACCCUGUGUAUUUAUCUCCUACACCAAACCUUGCUUCCAAAAAUUAGUGCAAAUUAUGAGAAUGGGAAAUUCAAAGUGGAUACAACACAUCACCUAAGCAGUCCAGAACAAAUAACGGAAUUUUUACACAGUAUGACCAUAUUCUUCUCACGUAUGGAAUUAAUUAAAAAUAUUUUUGUAUAUAAUACCAUAAUAACCUUUUCCGUAUGCUGCUUCGUUUGCAUAAAACGGAAUGGUCUGUUGAUAAAAAAAUAUAAUAUUGUGGAAAAUAAUAUAAAAAGAGAUUUUUUAUUUCCCUUUUUGAUAAUUUUGUCCAUAAUAUUUGGGUGCUUAGGAAUAUUUUCUGUCUUCAGUUAUACACUUUUUCAUAUUGAUGAAAAUAUUGGCUCCAGCAUUAUCUAUACAUUUAUUUUCAACGUAUGUAUCAUAUUUGCGAAUUUCCAAGGAGUUAAUAUAUCUUCCAUCCUAAAUGAAGAAAAUAUAUUGUCUUAUUUUUAUUCCAUCCCUACUCAUUUUUUUAUUGUUACUAUAAGUUUUGCUUUCUUAUUUUUCCUAUCUAUUAAGUCAUUCAUCAAAAGAGAUAAAAAAAUAUAUGACUUAUUUAUAUAUCAGUAUGGCGAUAGAUCACUAAAGCGUGGUAAUAUGCACCAGGGGGAUGAGCAAAGUAAAAAUAGUAAAAGAGGAAAAUUGGAAGCUUAUGAUAUCAAUACUAAAAACAAUGAUGGAGAAAAAGCAUUCGAAAAGGAGUACUCAAAUGAAAGGGCUAAAAAUGACAACAGCAUAAUCGAAAUAACUUCAUAUUCAGGUGCAGAAGACGAAAUGGUUCAAAAAGAAAGUCAUAAUGUCGAAGAUACAUAUGGUUCAUUUGAUGAUGAUCUAAUUGAUAAUGUGAAAGAAUGUGAUGAAGAAAUGUUAAGCAUUGAUAAUAGCAGUAUAUAUUCGUUAGAUGAAUCAAAUGAAUAUGAAAUUGACCCAAAUAAAUAUGACAAAAAUAAGGAAUUAAACUAUAAUGACAUAAUGAAUAUAACGAAGGAGUUACAUAAUGAUCAAGAAAAGAAUGAUACAGAGAGACAAGAUAAAAAAAUGGGUAAUAGAAAAAAAAAUGCUCUUUUUAAUAUAGAAAAAAUUCUUGAUCUAUUUGUUAACUUAAAAAGUAGCAACAUAAUGCCUUUCUCUAGUAGGGAAAAAAGAUUCAUUUCGAAAGAAUAUAAUAUGAAUAAAAAAAGAAAUGAUGGAAUAAUAUUUUCUCUUUCUGUAUACAUAUCAUUCUUAAUGUUCAUUAUGCUAUUUCUUAUUAAUGAUUACAAAAAAGGAAGAGAAAGCGAAGAGUUGCUAAAAUAUCAAAUAGAGAGUAUAGGCUAUUUUUCAAACAAUGCUUUAAUUGAGAAUAUGAAAUUCCACCAUUUAAAAAAAAUCAUAAAUGUAAACAUUAAAAAGGAGAACAUUAACUUCCAAAAAAUAGAGAAUAAGACCGAUUUAGUUCAGUGGUUAAAGAGUUGUUUUAUUUCACUUUUGGGCAACAAUUCAAACGCCCUUGGAAAUGCUUCAAAAAAUUACAGUAGUACCUUCCAAUGGAAUGAUAUAUUUAGCAUGAAACAAGAACAAGUACAAAUAAAUAUUGUAUCAAGGGAAAGAAUUCAUUCGUCAAAUAAUAGUCUUAUAUGUGAUUAUAAGCAGAGAAAUUGCUAUAUAAACUUACGCAACGAAGCACAGAUAUUACAAAAUGGGAUUAACGAUGUAGCAUUACUUAUUAAUGAUGCAAUUAAAAAAAUUGAAAUAUCUUAUAUAUUAUUUGAUAAAAAUGAUUAUCACAACGUUCUAGUGACUUUACAUUUUGUGUUCAAUUCUAGUGGACAUAUAUCAAAAAAUAUAUAUUUUGACCAUUUAUUUUUUAAUUCCUUUAAUAUUUUCCAUUUCAAAGGUGUAGUAAUUAAUAUCCUAUUCAUAACCAUAUUGUUGUGUUCCUUUGUAAUAAUGUAUUUGUACAUGUUCAAAAAUUUUACCUACUUUUACAAUGCGUGUAUUUCACUCCUAAUGGGGAAUAAUAAGAAUGUUGCGGAAUGUGGUUUGCAGAAUGGACAGUUAAGUGCGUGGCCAAUUGAAAAUAUGGGGAAUACAAAUAAUCCAAAUAAUUACAACUAUGGAAGUUACCCAUUCUUGGAUUACAACAAUAUUGACGAAUAUAUGGGUGCCAUGAAUUAUGGAGGAUACGGAAAUUACUCUGGUGCGGGUCUCACGAAUUAUGGAAUUUAUGGGAAUUAUCCAGCGUUUAACAUGCAAGGUUGUGGAUAUAACUACGGUCUAGACCCAAAUAAUUUUAAUAUACGGGGGGAUUAUAAAAAUGACAAGAAAUACAAAAUUGGUACGUUGCUCAAAUUAAAAGUUUACUUGAUAUAUUUAUUCGAAUCAGACGUUUUAAAUUUAAUGAUUCUGUUAUCAUCUUUUACCUUAGUUGCGUUAUGGCUUACUGUGUGUAUAUAUAUUAACAAGAUAGAAUAUUCUACUGAUAAUUUGGGAAUUUAUUUUAAUAUAUACAUAAAAUUGUUUUCUUUUUUCCGCAAAUUUGUAAAUAUUUUUUACUUUUUUCUUUUUUUAAUCAUAAUAAAUAUUUUUAUUUUUUCGUCUAAUUAUAUUAAAAAGGAAAAAUUAUACGAAACUUUAUAUAUUAACAAAAAGCAGAUAUUAAAGUGUAGUUUUCUUUUUCUUUUUGUUUUCGUUAAUUUUUUCAUGUUUCAUUAUUUUUUUUAUGGUGUAGACGGUUUUAACGACUUGACAACGAGUCAGCAAUUCAUAUACUCCAUUUUAACUCUGUUGGGUUUAGUUCAUAUUGAUGUUUAUUUAAAGUGCAACGUUUUUUACUUUUUAUUUCUUGUUUUGCCUCAUUUAAUAUUAAUACGUUUAAUUUUUAUAUAUUCCCUUUUGGCACCCAUUUUGGUUAGCUAUUUAAUUUUAAUAAAAAAAAAAAAGGAAAAAAAAAAAAAAAAAAAAAUAGCUAGUAAAAAAGGCGAAGAUUACUCCACUUUCACCUUAACACAUUUGAGCAACGAACAAUGGAAAUAUUUAAAUGAAGAAAUAAAAGAGUUUGCAGAGAAGGAAACUAAUAACAUAUUAUUGUAUUUUGAAGUAUUUAAAGAUCAGCUAAGAGGUAAUAACGAUAUAUCUAAAACGUUGAUAACAGAAUGUGAUCAUUUAAAGGAAAGGAUAUAUGGUCUACAGUUGGAUUUACGUAAAAUAGAGUUACAGUGGAAGUUCCGCAGUAAGCUUUUAAGUUCUUCCAGAACUUACUUGGAAAAAAUAAAUAAUCAAAUAAAUAUGAGCGAAGAAAUUAUUUCUGAGGAUAAAAACAGAUUACAUACUCUGAAGCAGUAUGCGAAGCAGAUUAUAAUGGACACAUAA